AUGACUAAAAGCUCGAAGAACAACCAGACCAAGCCACAGGCUGGCUCACUCGCUGAAGCCGAGAAAAAUAUUCAAUUUUGGAAUGAUUAUGUCAUCCUGACCGUUGAAAUCCAUCUCGAACAGUCCAAUAGGGAGAAAGAACUCGCCGCCCAAAGCAACAUCAAGACGGGCCUGGAAAAGCUCGCCAUUGGCAUAAUAGGAAUGGACACUUAUCAACGAAGAACGGUCCAAGUAGGCCUAGGGCGAAGCCUUGAUGAAGAGCUCAAUAGAACAGUUAAGAAGAAGGUCGAGGCACCAUAA
This is a messenger RNA of Fusarium coffeatum, 300 nucleotides long. RefSeq lists its product as uncharacterized. The transcript has 11 exons. The coding region runs from base 1 to 300 and encodes 99 amino acids. Lineage: Eukaryota; Fungi; Ascomycota; Sordariomycetes; Hypocreales; Nectriaceae. The record is from RefSeq and is a predicted model, not a curated record.